This is a messenger RNA of Williopsis jadinii, 706 nucleotides long. RefSeq names its product Vps71p (gene VPS71). The transcript has a single exon. NCBI's taxonomy places the organism in Eukaryota, Fungi, Ascomycota, Saccharomycetes, Phaffomycetales, Wickerhamomycetaceae. Bases 1 to 618 code for a protein of 205 amino acids. The record is from RefSeq and is a predicted model, not a curated record.
AUGUCGUUUGUAGAGGAGAUCAUCCCAGCGUACUACAACAAAGAUGUCUAUUUCACAUCAUCAGUUUCGGCGCCGUCGAGAUCCAAGCACAAGUUGGCCACACAGGAGAGUAAAAACCGUAAGAGAUUAGCACCUGGCUCCUACAAUUUGGCCACCAUAGAGUCCAACGUUCACGGGACUGCGCUGACAGAGGACCUCGUGGAGGCUAAGAACUCCAUCAAGCGGUUCAACGAGCUUGAUAGGGAGAACUACAACGAGAAUGCCCGUAUAGAUCUCCCCAAGGUUGGCUUCAAAUUUGACUACCCACGGUACCCGCAGGUCAAGCAGAAGUACCCUAAAAUGAAGCAGAAGCAGAGUGCAAUGCAACACGUCAGGAAAGUGCUCACGUCUAGAAGAGGACUUGCGAAUUAUCUGGAUGAGGAUGAGAGAUUUGCAACCAUCUUGUUCAACAAAGUCAGUAGGAAGAAGAACACCAUGCUAGUUGUUGCUAACAAGAAGCUAUGCUCCAUCUGUGGUGAUAACGCUCCCGGAAGCUGUGUAAGGUGCUUUGCCAGGGUGUGCAGUGUGAAGUGCUCAUCUGUACACAACGAGACAAGAUGCCCAAACUACUAUGGCUAGGCUUGUUGAUCAAGUUGAGCAUGCCUGUCAUCGUUUAUCUUAGGACUAUACAAGAGUACUGUGUGUAUGUCUGUAUAUGGAAUACUGA